Schistocerca americana (American grasshopper) is the source of this 1030-nucleotide messenger RNA. RefSeq lists its product as uncharacterized. The record is from RefSeq and is a predicted model, not a curated record. NCBI's taxonomy places the organism in Eukaryota, Metazoa, Arthropoda, Insecta, Orthoptera, Acrididae. Bases 299 to 859 code for a protein of 186 amino acids. The transcript is spliced from 4 exons.
CAUAUGAAACAAAAUCCAACGAGAUUCCAAAAAACGCGGAAUAAUACAUGGUGUAAUGUUUACAUCAUGUUUAUUCUUACGAUGAAUACAGUAUAUUUCACUCUACAGUAAUAAUUUCACACUCCUGUGUGUAAAAUUAAUAGCAUUUCCUUACUAAUCUGAUCGUCCGCAGCUCAUACGAAGUUGGCAUCGUUGCGCUGUUACUGGGUUAUAUGCUUUAAAACGUAUAAAGGCGCAAAAGUGCUUGCUAGGCUAAGAGAUACAACUUUUCUCGUUCCAUUUUUCGCUGUUAUCGCAUAUGAUUUGUAUUUACAGAUAUGAGGCUGAGAAGUCUGGUGUAUUGGAUGAAACACAAACACAACAACAGCUAGUUGAUCAAUGCAAUGAAGACAUAAAGGAGAAAGGAAAAAUGUUCAUUACAAUCAGAAUGUCACUACAAAUGUUGUACAGUAAGUUAGAUUGUAUUCGUCGGCCAACAGACAAAGUUGAACACAUGGACUCACUGGUGGCCAUUGAGUCUAGUGAGCUUGGUCGAGAAAAGAGUGAAGAGAGCAUUGAGCCACUUCCUUCAGAAGACCCUCUAGAAAUACUCCGCCAAGUUAUGAUACGAUCAAGAAAGCUUAUAAGCCAUGCUACGCUGGCUUUGAAUGAAGAAGAAUUGGAAGAUGCAAGAGCAUUAUUCCAAACAACUGUUACUGAAAAAAUUAGCAGAGCUGAAUAUGGUGAAGCUGAUAAGGAAGAACAAGAAAUUAUGGUUGACUAUGAUGUCGAUGAUCCAUCUGUGCUAACAAGAGCAGAGAUUAAGACAACAAGUAAGAAGAUUGUAGCACAAUUUGAGAAAUCACUAUAUGAUUUCUAAGACUGGAGGUACACAUGUGCAAUACAUCAGCAGAACAUUAAAGCAUGUAAUACGAAACAAAACCUGUACAAAAUUGAACCAUUUUGUGAAGCUCAUACAAUUUUACAUAGGCCUACACGAAUACUAUGAACAUUGUGGAGUUUUCUGCCUGAAAUAAAAUUCUCAACAUGG